Messenger RNA from Drosophila rhopaloa, 2256 nucleotides. Its product is annotated as LMBR1 domain-containing protein 2 homolog. Lineage: Eukaryota; Metazoa; Arthropoda; Insecta; Diptera; Drosophilidae. The coding region runs from base 6 to 2087 and encodes 693 amino acids. The record is from RefSeq and is a predicted model, not a curated record. The transcript has 3 exons. Gene Ontology annotation, cellular component: membrane.
GGAGGAUGGCCUAUCUGUUGACCUUCGGCAUCGUGGCCGCCUUAUUCCUGGCCAGCAUCUCACUGUAUCGCUAUGGCAACAUACCACGUCAGCACAUCCUGGUCACCUUGUCCGUGCUUACCGCCUGGUGCUUCUCCUUCCUGAUUGUCUUCACCAUUCCACUGGACGUGACAUCGACACUUUACCGGCAGUGCGUGGAGGAGCACCGACCGACCCCACCACCAAAUGUCAACGCCACUCCGGCCGCCAAUGUGACCCCGCCGCCUCAGUGCCAGGAGCCGUGGGGCAUGGUCCCCGCCUCCGUGUUCCCCAACCUGUGGCGCAUUAUCUACUGGAGCUCGCAGUUCCUCACCUGGUUGAUCAUGCCGCUGAUGCAAUCCUAUCUGAAGGCGGGCGAUUUCACCGUCAAGGGCAAGCUGAAGUCGGCGCUGAUCGAGAACGCCAUCUACUACGGAUCCUACCUGUUCAUCUGCGGCGUACUCCUCAUCUAUAUUGCCGUGAAAGGGGAGUCGCUGGACUGGCAGAAACUGAAAGCUAUCGCCUCGUCGGCCUCAAACACCUGGGGCUUGUUUCUACUCAUCUUGUUGCUGGGCUAUGCUCUGGUGGAAGUUCCCCGCUCGCUGUGGAACAAUGCCAAGCCGGGAUUUGCGCUGCAAUACGCUUACUUCAAGGCGGCCAAACUGAGCACUGAGAAGGCGGAGGCCGAGGAGCACGUGGACGACAUUCUGGAGUCGCUGCAGGGGCUCAGCCGGGUCAUACCGAACAACCAUGAGCUGCGCCCCUGCCUGGAGACCAUCAUGCGGAAGGUCCCUAUCGAACUGCAGGAGCGGGCGAGCCGAAACUUUGCCCGAACCGGAGGUAGCGGAAUGGGCACCACCAGCUCCACUAUCUUGCCAUCGGAAAAGGCGCUGGUCCGGAUUCAUAAGCAAGUAAUCAAAUCCCUGCAGACGCUGCAGCGCACGGAAGCGCUGUGGAGCGUGCAGGUACAGACAGUGCUGCAUCUGGAGGAUGUGGCCAAAAACAUUCACUCCUCGGAACGGCGCUUCAAAUCGGAGUUCCCACGCCAGCGCACGCAGCUGGAGCGGAUAUGCUACAGUGCGACGCUGCAGUGGUACUGGGAGUGUCUGCUAAAGGCUCCGUUCCUCAAGACCAUGUGCAUCCUGACCGCCACCAUGUCCGCCAUGGUGGUUUGGAGCGAGCUUACCUUCUUCAGUCGACACCCUGUGCUUUCCAUUUUCGCCAACGUGAUCUACGUGGCCAAGGAAAGCUACGACUUCUUCACCAUUGAGGUCUUUUCAAUGGUGGUCCUUUGCUACUUCUUCUACUGUACUUACUCCACCAUAUUGAGGAUUCGAUUCCUGAAUCUGUACUAUCUGGCACCGCAUCACCAGACCAACGAGCACAGCUUGAUCUUCAGCGGCAUGCUACUUUGCCGUCUGACGCCGCCCAUGUGCCUCAACUUCCUGGGUCUUAUCCACAUGGACACACACAUUAUCCCCAAUCGUAUUAUGGAGACGGUCUACACUCAGAUCAUGGGCCACAUGGACGUUAUCGGCAUCAUCUCGAACGGCUUCAACAUCUACUUCCCCAUGUGCAUGCUGGCCUUCUGCCUGGCCACCUGGUUCAGCCUGGGCAGUCGGGCCUUGAAUGCCCUAGGCUUCCAGCAGUUUCUGCAAAACGAGACGAUUGCCACGGAGCUAGUGCAGGAGGGCAAGGAUCUGAUAGCGCGCGAGAAGCGGCGGCGACAGCGAGCCGAGGAGGCGAUUGCCAGGAGACGGGACUUCAACCGACCCGACCAGGUCCUGGGCAGCGACUACUUAAGCAAGUACCGGAGUGGAGGAGGUGUCCUGGCCAGCAGUCGGACUCCCGCGGACGGACUACUGCGCGAUGGCGACGGGAGCUUUGACUACGCGGCGGUGGCCUCCUCCUCGGCACUGGGCGUUCCACGAUCUCUGUCAGAGGAGAUCAACGACCGCUUUGGAGUCAGCACCCAAGUGCAAGUGGGUUUCCGGGACCCCGACUACGAGGCGGAGCAGGAUGGCCGCAUUGGGGGCCCGCCGCCGCGAGGACUCUUCGACGAUGUCUAGGCUCGAAAGAUGGAUAUUUCUUUAUUUCAACUCGUAACCGAGUAUCUCAAUGUCUGCAAUGUUCCGUAGUAUAUAUUUCGUUCGUGCUUAAGUAUUUUCCGCUGCCACUGCUGCUGCUGUUCCUUCACACCUAUGUACACCAUUCGAUUGAAUAAACCACUAGAAAGGA